Molecule: messenger RNA, 2323 nt
Organism: Oryzias melastigma (Indian medaka)
Lineage: Eukaryota; Metazoa; Chordata; Actinopteri; Beloniformes; Adrianichthyidae
Gene: pex2
Product: peroxisomal biogenesis factor 2
Exons: 2
Coding region: 228-1193 (321 amino acids)
Biological process (GO): protein import into peroxisome matrix
Cellular component (GO): peroxisomal membrane
Molecular function (GO): zinc ion binding
Source: RefSeq, a predicted model, not a curated record
UAAAAUGACGCAUUUCCGGCAGUCGUUCUCUUUAAAUUUCUUCCGAUUUGGCGCUACGUGAUGUGAUUGGCCAAUUUCCGACCUUGGUGUGCCACUCACCCAUUUUCUGUUGUGCUAUUGGUUGCUUUCUCGAAAGGGGCGGGAUAUAGUCGGACAACCCGGAAAAACAGUGCACGGACUCAUAAGGGGAUACAGUUGCUCUGCAUUCUCCAUUUCUCCUGUUAGAAAUGGGUUUGGAGAAAACGGCCGCCGGUCCUGAUCCUCACAUUCCUGUGCUGCGCAUCAACCAACUGGAUGCCCUCGAGCUAGACGCGGCCCUCGAGCAGCUGCUGUGGACCCGCUUCUCUCACUGCUUCCAGAGCUGCCGCCCCGGCCUGCUGACCCCCGUUGAGCCGGAACUAAGAGCCUUUCUUUAUCUGCUGCUUUGGAGGUUCACGCUUUUCUCCAACAGCGCCACCGUGGGCCAGUCUUUACUGAGCCUGCGCUAUCACAGAGCGGGGUCCUCGUCGCCGCGCUACAGGCCGCUGUCCCCCGGGCAGAAGUUCAGUCUGGCUUUGCUCGCCGCGGGUCCUCGUUGGUUCCAGGACCGUUCCCAUUCUCUGCUCCCGCUCUUGGGUUUGGGUUCCAGAGGAUCCACGUUUGAAAGCGAUGAUGGGUUUGUCCGGCAGGGUCUCCGUAAAGCUCUGACGCUCAUUUCCGGUGUUGCGAAGUUCGCAAGUCUCAUCAACUUCUUUGUUUUCCUAAGAAACGGCCGCCACCCUAUUCUACCCGAAAGAAUCACCGGAGCUCAGGCUGUCUUCAGCAAACCCAAUGUGACUAGGGAUGUAACCUACCAGUACAUGAACCGAGAGCUGCUGUGGCACGGCUUUGCAGACUUCCUCAUUUUCCUUCUGCCGCUCCUGAACACAAGGAAACUGAAAACAGCCGUGUCUUCUUUUGUGUUCGGCGAAGAAACUUCUGACAGGAAAGAAACCGGAGAAAGACGAGAGCUGUGGAAGGAGUGUGGGCUGUGCGGAGAGUGGCCCACCAUGCCUCACACCGUGGGCUGCCAACACGUUUUCUGCUACUACUGCAUAAAGAGCCACAGUAUCGCUGACGCUUGCCUCACCUGUCCUAAAUGUGGUGCCGAGGCGAGGCAACCUGAGCCGCUCAACGUGGAGGUGCAGGCAGUUAGCAGGAAGUCGAGCACGUAAUAGUAAACAGGAUUGACAAUUCAAGAGACAAAUAAAAUAUCAAAUUAUAAAUAAAAGACUCAACUAAACCAGAAAGAUCUGAUCGUGAUGGUUAAACCAGGGUUCUCAAAUUCAAUUUACCAUGGGGCCACUGAAGGCAGAGUCUUGACUGAGGCCGGGCCGGAUGGGGUUCCAUUUGUGCUGAAAAUGUUUUUGCGUCCUCUGUCUAUCUCUUUGGACCAUUGUCUAUAUCUACUGCACAAGUGAAUUUAACAUUUUUUCAUGUCUAUGUACUACUAAGCAACAUCUUCUGCAUGUCCUGUGAAACGACAGGAGCUAACGAUGCUAGCAAGUGUUGCUAAGGACUUUUCUGACAACCAAAUCCAACGAAAAUACCAAAUACAAAGUUUUAUACAUAAAGCUGAAACGAAAAAAAUGCAAAACUAUCUUCAAAGAAGAUAUUGCUUAGUAGUACAUAGACAUAACAAAUGUUCAAUAAAUUUGUUCAGUAGACAUUGGAGACGCAAAAACAUGUUUUUGGCACAAAUGGGACCCCAUACAGCACUGCAUGUAGUGAGAAAAUUUUAUGUGAAUAGUUACUUUCAUAUUAAAGUGAGGGCCACAAAAUAUUGUCUUGGGGGUCCAAAUGGCCCACUAACCGCCAGUUUGAGACCCCUGGUUUAAACCAUCACGGUAUUUGUCUUUUUCCUGACAAGAUUUAGUCAUAUAUGACUUUAUGACGGGAUCUUUCUUGACUCUGUCGGUUCUGAGCACACACCGCCCUGCUGUGUUUAAUAUAUGUGUGUGUAUAUUGACAGUCUUCUGUGCCCUCUGUUUCUCUGGCUGGACUUUGGCUGGAACUAUUUGUCUUUGGUGCAGCGGACAGACCGCAGAGAACCACACAGAGCAUAUAUUUGAUGAGUGAAUGUGUUGAUUUAUGCUCCAAAUUGGCUCUGUGAUGGUGCUCAUGUAUGUAUGUGUGUGUGUGUUUGUUGAAAUGGGAAUAUUUGUUCUGAUGAAAAAUGCAGAAAGUCAGCUGAAUAAAUAAUGGAAAGGAAUUUCUGAUGCCUCUCAUCAUGGCCAUAUUAGCAUUUGUUGUGUAUUUUGUGCCUAAAUUGUAUUUCAACAUCAUUAAAAUUGAUAGAGUUCUA